This is a messenger RNA of Phragmites australis (common reed), 1156 nucleotides long. RefSeq lists its product as uncharacterized. The coding region runs from base 242 to 892 and encodes 216 amino acids. The transcript has a single exon. The record is from RefSeq and is a predicted model, not a curated record. NCBI's taxonomy places the organism in Eukaryota, Viridiplantae, Streptophyta, Magnoliopsida, Poales, Poaceae.
CUCUCUCUUUCUCUCUCUCAUUGAUCAUAGCCCAUAGGUCAUAGCCCACCCCUGUAUCUGGUACAUGUCUCCUAGCUAGCCAUGAGCCGCUGACAUCCCUCUUUCUCUAGAACUCCAAACUCCCUUUUGUGCAUCCCUCCUAGCUAGCUAGGAUCCCCUGCACCUCUCUCGCUCUCUCUCUCUCUUUAAACUCCAAACUCACUUUAGUCGAACGUUAUCACUCAAGAAGAGCCAAAAACCAAUGCUGAACAGGGAAGACAAGACGAGGAUGCUCCCCAAGAGCUCGAGCCAGAAGACGCUUCGGGCCGCCAUGCAGGAGGAGCGGGAGCAAGCGACCACCAGGGUAACCGGUCGCCUCAUCUCAACGGACGCCUCCCUCUCCAACCCCUCCUUCCGCGUCUACUACGGCGUCGCCUCCGCCGGCUCCGUGCCCUUCAUGUGGGAGUCGGCGCCGGGCACCCCCAAGAAUGCCAUCUCCGACACCACCCUCCCGCCGCUCACGCCGCCACCGUCCUACUACAAUAACAAGGCCGCCAAGACCAAGUUCACCAAGUCCCAGUCCUCCAAGAAGCUUAUCUCGUCAUCGAAGCCGGCCACCUUCGUCCACAGCAUCCUCCCCAAGCUAUGGAGGAGCCACACCAUGCCCUCCCGUUCGUCGUCGGUGGCGCCGCCGUCCAAGGAGGGGGUGCAGUGCAACCGGAGGAACAGGCUGCCGGUGAGCCCGCGGUCGUCGUUCUCGUCGACAUCGAGGGGAGAUGACGAGGAAGACGGUGCAGCAUCGUCGCCCACGUCGACGCUGUGCUUCCGGUCCCGGCACUCUGGCGGGGGCACCGGGAGGCUGCAUGGGCUUCUGGCGUCCGUGAUCGGAGGACAAGGUACCGCCGCAUCUUAAUCAGGGUUUGCAUUUUGUCCUUGGGUAGUGUACUACUGUGUCGUCGUCUACGUUUACCUUGAGGACAGUGCAAGAGAUGUGAGCUCUGUACGGUUACACAUGAUAUGGAUAUGCAAUGUGGAAGUGUGUCUAGUGUUUGUAGUAGGAUGUAUUCAAAACAGGUGGUGAUUUGUUUAUGCAGAAUCCAAAAUAAUGUAUUUGAUACAGAUUAAUGCGUGUCAUCGACAUGUUAGCAUAUAGCUGGUUUGUCUAUGAUUUCGCUAU